Messenger RNA from Diabrotica balteata, 4123 nucleotides. Lineage: Eukaryota; Metazoa; Arthropoda; Insecta; Coleoptera; Chrysomelidae. The record is from the annotation of a GenBank genome assembly.
ACAGUAAUUGUUUAGUAACAUGGAUUAUUCAACACCUACACCCGGUUUAUUAACAAAUAUAUUUCUACAAAUAUUGCAGAGUCCUUUAAAUAUUGCCCUCGUGUGUAUUAUUGGAUUUCUAGUGUAUAAAAUUUUCAAGAGUCGAAAUAAUGAUAUACCCGUGCGAAAUACAGUCGUGGAAUUACCAAAAAUGAAAAAAAGAGACUUUACAUUGGAAGAAUUAAGAAAAUAUGAUGGUAACCAACCAGAUGGAAGAGUUCUUGUAGCAGUUAAUGGAAACGUUUUCGAUGUUACUAAAGGAAAACGCUUUUAUGGUCCAGGUGGUCCGUAUUCACCUUUUGGAGGCAGAGAUGCUUCUAGAGGUCUGGCUACGUUUGAGGUCAAUGCUGUUACUGAAACCUACGAUGACCUAAGCGAUUUAAGCACCAUGGAAAUGGAUUCGAUAAAGGAAUGGGAGUCACAAUUUCAUGAAAAAUACGACUUCAUAGGAAGAUUGUUGAAGCCAGGUGAGCAACCGACCAACUAUUCAGAUGAAGAAGACGAAUCAGCAGCCGGAGGAGAUAAAGCAGACAAGGAGAAAAAAGAAGAUUAAAUAAUCCGCAAGAAAAGAAAAAAAAAAUAAAAAAGGCUGACGCGGUUAUAAACACCGAUCUAAACUAAAAGUAAAAUAUUUCAAAAAAAAACAAAACUUAAUUUCGAAGUUUUUUGUAAAGCAUUAACAGUACACAUUGUCCUUAUAUUUAUAUUAUAGUUCACCGUUCUCUGUUUGUUUGAGAGUAAGCUGAGUUUUUAAAUAAUUUAUUUGUAAUUAUAAUUGAUGUGAUUUAAAAUAAAAGGUUAAAAGCAUUGUGUAAAAAUACAAAUGCCAAAUCAGUGUCCUUUCAUCAAAGAAAUAGUGCAACAGAAGCUGGUUACAAAUGUGAUGCUUUUGUGGUAAGUGUUUGUGCUAAGAUUGAGUUUUGCUCUAAAUAAUACAUCGUACAACUCAGAUGAAAUACAGGUUACUUUCUCCAUAAUCUCUUUCAGUCAUAUUAAUGGAUGCCUGGAUAAUAGUUUUAUCGUUUUGCACAUUUUUUUAUUACUCUAUAGAAUAUAUCAUUUAAAUGCCAUCGAGUCGUUUAUGUUCUCUAUAUUACCCAUUUGCAUGAAAUCUCAAUUACCUUGUCAGUUCCACAGUGUAUUUAAGUGAUAUAUACGUUUGUUUUUAAUUUGUCUUAAUAAGAUAUAACACUAUAUUUCCCUUAUAGAUUAGAUAACUUUGGUCCUUAAUUUCUGCAUCAUCAAAUGCCUUUUGUAGAUCUAUAAUGCACCACGUUAUAUUCCAAUGAUUGUUCCACGAUUUGCCUUACGACAAACACCAAAUGAUUACAAGAGCUUCAAGAUCUAAAGCGUUGUUUUGAUCAAAUAAUUUAUUUCAAUUUCCUAUCGGAACCAAGGCUUUUUUUAUCAUCGAGGAAUUUACUUUAGUAUCAUUAUAUCAGAUAUUUUUUAUCAUGACUCCAGUUGUUUAAAAUUCCAAUGCUUUAUUCAUAAUAUGUUUAACCAUUAGUAACUAGUGAUGACGACAGUGCAUAACUUUGUCUAUUGUAAUCUUUGUUCAUAAUAACAGUACACAAUGUUGUCUAUUGAUUGCUUGUUGCAACUUCUUGAAAUGAUUUAUUCAGAUUUUUGUUAUUAUCAAUCCUUUUUAAUUAAAGUUUGCUAUUAAUCUCACAUUUCGGUGACUUAAUUUUUUUCUACCAAUGGCGAUAAAGUCGAAAUUGGUCCUUGACCUGUCCACGUCGUGCACCGCUGUCCUCCAAGCUCUGACGUCCGUUAGGUAUUGUGCUUCAACUGCUACUUUACCCAGAUCUGUUCCGUGUCCUUCCUAUUGGACUUCUGCAUUGUAUUUUCUAGGGUUCUUCUAGUAACCAUGUCGUCAUCUAUCCUUACUAAGUCCAUUAACGUAUAUGGUGUUUGGACUAUAUUUCUUUGGGCAGUUAAUAAAGUUCAUGACGGUGCAAAGAUCUUCCUUAGAAUUUUUAUUUGAAAAACCUUAAUUUUAUUUUUGUAUUUUUUAUCUGGUGUCCCUCUUCUUUGUUGGGAGCCGUACGCUAUGGAGGUUCAUGUUGUCGAAAAUGCAGAGAUACAGAGAGUUUCUUAUGUCUCUGAAUAAUGAAUGUUGCUUUCGUCCAGGGCCUCUUCGACCUUCAACCUUACCCAUCAAGAUGACAUUUAGGUUAUUAUUUUGUAGAAUAUGGCUUAAGUAUAAAACCUUUCGCUACUUAACGAGAUCUAACAAUUCUCUUUGCUUAGGACCUCAUUAUUUGUUACAUGAUCUAGACAUGACAUUGUAAGCAGUCUUCUAAGACACCAUAGUUCGAAAUCCUUCACACGAUUCAGAAAUUCAGAGAUCUCUUUAAGUGAGCAGGUCUCACUGAAGUGUCCGUACAUCAGGACGGGCCUUAUGUAGCAUUUCAAGACCAAGAUUCUACGGGGUUAAAGAAACUUCAUGGCGAAGGAGGUAUUUAUCAAAUUUAACAAAGCCCUUUCUAACUACUGCUACUCUUAUAUUCACUUUCAGGUAAGUAAUUCAGGUAUUAAAUAACGAGUGACAGUCUCACUGUCGCAAGGUAUUUAAAUCUUUCAACUGGUUCAGUAGCUGUACUAUUUACAUUCAAUUGAGUUCCGUAUGGGGAUAUCGGGAUAUCUGCUGAUCACCCUAUAUUUGGUUUUUGCUAUGUUGAUCUUAAUGUACUUCUCUUCCAAUUCCUUUAUUAUAUUAAAUUGCAAUAAAUCUUGCAGCUUCUAAUUGUCCGCUAUUAAUUAUGGCAGUAUCGUAAGCAUAUCUUUAAUGAAAAGAUCAUUAUUUUCAUGCGUUUUUAGGUAUGUGAAAACUGAAAUAUAUUUUCUACAUGUUGAACAGUAGUGGGGAAAGAAUACAACCCUGUCUGGCACCCGUAACAUACUAUUUAUAGAUCCUAAUCUUUGUUUAGUGGACGUUUUUGGAGUGGAAUGUGAGUCAGCAAGAAAUAUACUUUGUAAGAAAUAGUACUUCAUUAUUCUUUUUUGAAUUUGAUCAAGUUUUUUACUGCUCCAAUAUCCUAUUCAUUCCUAUUUCCUCGUAUUUCGAUCUGUAUUUGUGGUUUUGCCUUUGUAUAUUUCUAGUCAAACCUACUUGACCUUUGUUAUCUUGACAGCGUACUAGCGACCUUGAUUCCAAUCUAGACAUCACAGACUAAUCAUAUUGAAAUCAAAGGUCCUCUACAUCUCUCAUUCUGAUAGCCUUCCAACUUGAGGGACUAGUCUGGUAAGCUCUGAAUGAUGUAUUGAUAUAACAAUCCUGUUUAAUAUUGUUCACAAAUUGCAAAGAAUCUAAUAUUUUAAAGAACGAUAAUGGACUUUAAAAUUGGAAACAUUUGUAACCAAGUUAACUUAUUCAUAUUAUUGAGGACACUGAAUUGGUAUAACGAAUCGAGAUUUUUACAAUUUAAAUGCUUACAUGAACCAGUAAUAUAAUUCCAGAAAUUUGCAUUUGUUAUUAUGUAUGUAUAAAGUUUGGUUUGAAAUAUGAAUUAAAGAUGUCUGAAUAUCGCGUUUUCUGUACAGGGCGUGUAAAAUUAUAUUUAUAUUGUGGUAUUGUGAUCUUUUUUCCUAAAAUAAAACAUCUUAAAUGGUUUAUCUUUCAAUUUAACUCCAAGGUUGUUAUGAAUAUUAAAAACGUCAGAUAUAUAUGUUAGUGAAUUUCUAAUUAUUGUCCAUUGUGUUGGUAAUUUAUGGUGCACUAAAAAAGGAGAAAGUCCUCUUUCCUAAUGACAUUGUAAUUCAUUCUAAUUUAUCGAAUCUCCUAUUUUUGCAGCUAUACAACGAAUAAACUUAAUAUGAUGAAGCGUUUAUACGUAAUUCUUGUUUGGAUUCUACAUUAGAUUUCAUCAUUUUUUGUAUUACUGUCUAUUUUUAACUUUCGGAAAAUACAUAAUUACGUAUUAGAUGAUUUGCACUAAUGCAUCUGAUGGUGAUAACAAUUUACAAAAUCCGAAGAUGUACAAAUCUUAUUAGUCUCAAAAUAUAAAUGCUGCUAGUGAUGAGCGGAUGAUCCGUAUGGCGCAUUAAAUCCGGCCGGUAAAAUUCUUUUAGAGCGUUA